Messenger RNA from Schizosaccharomyces osmophilus, 654 nucleotides. It is a transcript of the gene rsm24, whose product is annotated as mitochondrial ribosomal protein subunit S35. The transcript is spliced from 2 exons. The coding region runs from base 1 to 654 and encodes 217 amino acids. The record is from RefSeq and is a predicted model, not a curated record. Lineage: Eukaryota; Fungi; Ascomycota; Schizosaccharomycetes; Schizosaccharomycetales; Schizosaccharomycetaceae. Gene Ontology annotation, cellular component: mitochondrial small ribosomal subunit. Gene Ontology annotation, biological process: mitochondrial translation. Gene Ontology annotation, molecular function: structural constituent of ribosome.
AUGUUAAGAAAUUGUUUGCUGAAACGACGUCUUUUUUCGACUACGUCCUUUCCAAGGUUUCAAUUUUCAAAAGCUAUUUUUGAGCCUCCUAGCAGAUUUGAGCCACGAGAUGAGGGUUUUAUGAACGAAUUAGAAAAUGAUAUGCAUCAAAACAAUGCCAGCUUAGGUCUCUUGUUGGAGCAUAGCAAGGUUCGCCAAUAUUACAGAAAAGCGGCUUAUGAACUUCCCUCACUUACGAUGUAUUCAGAAGCCUACCAACCGAAACAUGUUGGCCAGGUUCUUGUUUUCGAAUCUCCUAUUCAAAUGUCGUCCACAGCAACGCCAUUCUCAAAGGUUGUUUUAAAGUUUAAAGUCGAUAAUCUUCCUCAAUUACAGCAAAAUGAACGCCAUGUAUUAAAACUCCUAGCUGGCGUGAGAUACAAUUCCGAAACCGAUGAAGUAAAAAUGUCAUGCAAUAAAUAUCCCUCCUCUCUACAAAACAAGCUCUUUCUUGCUGAAUCCUUAAAUAGUCUAAUUUCUGAGUCAAAGCGCUUGAAAGUUAAGUUUGCUGAUAUACCCUUGGAUACCCGACAUAUGAAGAAGAAAAGACAAGACUUGCGCUUUCCUAAGGCCUGGCUGGAACAGUCUCAGCAAAUGCCUUUUGAAAAAGAGUAG